Molecule: messenger RNA, 1453 nt
Organism: Orbicella faveolata
Lineage: Eukaryota; Metazoa; Cnidaria; Anthozoa; Scleractinia; Merulinidae
Source: RefSeq, a predicted model, not a curated record
GCGGAUCCCAGAACUUACGGUCUCCGUCCCCGAUUAUGGCUCCUGAUGAUAACUGAUAUCGAUGCACUAUGUAACUCAGUCUACGAUCACGGAGGGCCUUCAAAGCACAUAAGGAGGGUUUUUUCAACUGCAGUUUAGGGGAAAAGCGCUAACGUGUACAGGCGUUAUGUUUUUCGCGCUCUUCGGCUCUCGCUCGCCUCGCUUUCGCCUCUGUUCGCCUAAAAUACGCAAAAAAAAAAAAAAAUUACGCCUGUUCUGCGGGCUACAGACCGUACUACUGGUAUUAAUUUUAUGCGAAAGCUCAUCCAAGGGCAGCAUUCAACAACAUGGCAGAUUCAGCUGUGCGUUUCCUGUUGCUAUCGACAACACUUGGGACUCUUCUACGUACGCCAAAGAUACAGGCACAGAGUACAAGUGUUUUAACAAUUUCUACGUCACCGUUUUCCGUGUCCCCAUCAAGUUCUCUGGCGACGUCACAGACAUCAGCUUUCCCUUCAAGGUUCAAGUCAUCCCUUGCUGGCCAUUCAUCGUCCGUCUUGGCAAACGUCUCGUCAACACACUCCGUUGGAAGGGAUACCGUCACAUCGCAGGCGACCGCUGCGGACACCGUUGCUCCUACUACUACGUCGCAGCAGCUGAUAAGCAGUACGCCAGUGUCACCAAGCCAGUCUGUUACCUCCUCACCCACGACCAAAGAUUCAAAACCAGAUGAAGACGAUAAAGAAAGCUUCACCAUAACAGAGUACAUCUUAAUUGGUUGCCUUGGCUCGUUUGGUUUCGUUUUGAUGGCCAUCAUUUAUCUUGUCGUUCAGAUAAAACGCCUGAAUAAAUCUGUACACAAUUUGAAAGCCACAAGCAACCGCUAAACGCUAAAAUAACAACAUAAAAAACAGCAACACGAACAAAGUUCACCGUAAUUUCUUUUACUUACUCAGUGUAAGGCAUGAUCAGUGUGAGUUAGUUAUACAUAUAGGGAAUUUUGCGUCAAGUAAAUCGUUUCGUCAAGCUGUUCAACCAAAUUAUAAUUUAAAUCUGUAUAUUCUUACUAUUACAGCGCAUAACGAAAAAUUAUUCACCUUAUAAUAAUCACUUUAUAACGAAAUCAUACAAGGAUUUGUCGGCCGAGUAAUAUGGACAACGUUUUGUCCGCACACAACGUUGUAUGGCAACUCAAAGGGCGGUGUUGUCGUCGAACGUUUUAGAAACAAGUUGCAAGAGGACUGCAAGAGUUCAAGAUUAGUCAGUUAAUAGAGAAUGGUUGAAUUUAACUAUGGUUCAACUUUGUGCAAAAUGUUGUCCGCAUUGUUUGGCCCUAACAAAACCGUGAAAAAAUGUCCCGACUUACAUAGGUUGGUCACUAGGAACAUAACCGACCUACUUGACUAACAAUAGACGGAUCGAAACCCACCAAUGACUGAUGACAAACUUUACACGAGUCUUUCAGCCAAUACCA